AUGAAGGGUGCCCUGCUGUCUACUUUGACUUCAGCAACUCUUGUGGAAGGAAAGGAUGAUAAAUGGGUAUGGAUGGCGAAUGAAGAAGGCCAUUACAGUGUGAAAUCAGCGUUUCAAUUGUUGCAGGGCCUCACUAUAGCUGAACCGAUUCUAGAAUUUGAGACCUUGUGGAAGUGUUUUGCUCCCUCAAAUACGCUUGCGUUUGGCUGGAAGACACUUUGGGGGAGAAUUCAGACAAGAACUAAUUUAAAUCGAAGAGGAAUCCUACACAAUGGAGAUUCUUUGACAUGUGCUUUCUGUUUGGGAGAGGAAGAAACUUUGGAACAUCUUUUACUGCACUUUUCUUUCUCUUCUCAAGUUUGGCAAAAGUGCUAUAGGUGGCUGAAUAUUCUUACAGUGCUUCCAGCAACAUGUGGCAUGCAUUUUCUUCAACAUGGGGGUGAAUUUAUGACAGCAAAUAAGAGGCAGGGAGCAAAAUCAAUGUGGCUUGCAAUAGUAUGGACUUUAUGGCUCUCAAGAAACAAAGUCAUUUUUCAAAAUGGCCCAAGGGAUGUAGAAAAGGUGUUUGAUUCGGCUCAAUUGAGGGCAUGGAAUUGGUUGAGGGUAAAAAAUAAUAACUUCUCUUUUACACCAUAUGAAUGGAUUUCCAAUACAAGACUCUGUUUGGGCAGCCUUUGA
Lotus japonicus is the source of this 678-nucleotide messenger RNA. RefSeq lists its product as uncharacterized. NCBI's taxonomy places the organism in Eukaryota, Viridiplantae, Streptophyta, Magnoliopsida, Fabales, Fabaceae. Bases 1 to 678 code for a protein of 225 amino acids. The record is from RefSeq and is a predicted model, not a curated record. The transcript has a single exon.